AUGACCCCACCUCCAACAGCCUUUUCCCCCGUACUUUCUGGGAAAUCAGACCCCAUUACUGCGCCAUCUCCAUCUUCCAUCAACCGUAGAUACUCCAAGACCCGUGGCUCCCCUGGUCCCACAAGCCCUUCCUUGGGGCCUGUGACUUCUGGAAUUAGUGGUCUUUCUCUUGGCCCGAGCUCAUUUUACAGAUCCAAAAGCUUUGGAAGCCAGGGUAGUAUUCCCGGGUCGGGCCACACGAGUGAUGGAGAGUCUGGGACCAAUCAUCAAUCCCACGCGCUCCCCAAAACAAGCAUUUUCCUCGACAAUCGGUUGCCGUCAGAGUACUUUAAACAAGACAUUCUUAAAAUCAUUCACCGUCUGCGGAUUCACCGUUGGAGCAAAUAUGUGGCGCCAGAAAUGGCUAAAGACCUACAAGUCACCCGCAUUUCGGGCGCUCUCACUAAUGCUGUAUACUGCGUUGCUCCACCUACCUAUAUUCGCGACGUGAUUAAAAUGGCACACAAGGCUUCCGUCAUUGCCGGAGUUGACCAGUACACUGGUCAUUCUGUUCCGUUUUCUCCAGAUGCUAACGCCGUUGCAAAGGAAAGAGAAGAAGUGGCUGAAGCUAUUGCUGCAGCUUCGGGCCCUAACACUACCUCUGAAGACUCGGGUUACGUUUCUUCGAUUUCCGUUUCUUCUUCUGCCAUUACAAAAAAAAUCCCCCCCAAGUUGCUUUUAAGAGUUUAUGGACCUCACGUGGAAAACUUAAUCGACCGACAGUCGGAACUUAGCGUGAUUUCACGGUUGUCUCGACGUCAUAUUGGUCCCAAGCUCUUGGGCAUUUUUGCCAAUGGCCGAUUUGAACAGUUUCUAGAGGCAACUACCCUCACCAAGGACGAUGUUAGAGAUCCAGAUGUUUCAAUUCAAAUUGCAAAGCGUAUGCGCGAGUUGCACGACUUGGUGAAACUCGAGGAAGAAGAAGAGCGUGCACUAGGUCCCUGUGCAUUUACCAACAUUACCAAGUGGGUGGGUCCCGCCCGUGAAAAGCUCAUUGCAUUACAAAAGCAACCCCAAUACCAAGGCAAAAACAUCUUUAAGGAAAUUCUUGGAACUGAAACUUUUGAUGAGUUUGAAGAGGCUAUUAACAAAUACAAGACUUGGCUAGAAAAACAAUAUGCACCCAAGGUUGAUGACCCUAAAGCUUUGGCUUUAGGUCAAGAGCAAAUUAAAAAGGAACUUGUUUUUUCACACAAUGACACUCAAUACGGUAACUUGUUGCGCAUUUUGCCCCCUCCUGGAUCACCUUUACUUUCCCCAGCUUUUGAACACAGACAAAUUGUUGUCAUUGACUUUGAGUAUAGUGGGGCUAACACUCGCGGAUACGAUAUUGUAAACCACUUUUGUGAGUGGAUGUCAGACUACCUGAGUACAGAAAAACCAUGGAAAAUUCACCACACAAAAUAUCCUACACGGGCACAACGACGCAACUUGAUUCAGGGAUAUGCUGAACAUGGGUAUUCGAUUCGUGCCAAACAAGACAAGUCGAGCUCAGUCUUUUUUGAUGACGAGGCCAUUGAAGCUGAAGUGGAAGCUCUUGAACAAGAAUCAAUGAACUGGCGUGCUGCCGUCAGUGCCCAUUGGGCCAUUUGGGGUCUUGUUCAGGCGGUUAUUGAUGCGUCGGCAGAUGCCAAAAUGCGCGAGGAUAUGGUGACUUCUGAGGGCUACAAGUUUGAAGAUGCUACUAAGGACGAGGGAAGCGACGAAGAUGAAGCUGAGGAAGAAGAAGACGCUUUUGACUAUGUGCUUUAUGCUAAGGAAAAAAUUGAUCUCUUUUGGGGUGACUUGAUCAAGCUGGGAAUUGUUACUACUGAAACAUACUCGGGUCCUUAUGUUCAAAUUGCUAAUGAUGAAUAG
This is a messenger RNA of Magnusiomyces paraingens, 1896 nucleotides long. RefSeq lists its product as uncharacterized. The transcript has a single exon. Gene Ontology annotation, cellular component: cytoplasm. Bases 1 to 1896 code for a protein of 631 amino acids. Lineage: Eukaryota; Fungi; Ascomycota; Dipodascomycetes; Dipodascales; Dipodascaceae. The record is from RefSeq and is a predicted model, not a curated record. Gene Ontology annotation, molecular function: ethanolamine kinase activity; choline kinase activity. Gene Ontology annotation, biological process: phosphatidylcholine biosynthetic process; phosphatidylethanolamine biosynthetic process.